Molecule: messenger RNA, 675 nt
Organism: Hylaeus volcanicus
Lineage: Eukaryota; Metazoa; Arthropoda; Insecta; Hymenoptera; Colletidae
Exons: 4
Coding region: 106-555 (149 amino acids)
Biological process (GO): maturation of SSU-rRNA from tricistronic rRNA transcript (SSU-rRNA, 5.8S rRNA, LSU-rRNA); translation
Cellular component (GO): ribosome; cytosolic small ribosomal subunit
Molecular function (GO): RNA binding; structural constituent of ribosome
Source: RefSeq, a predicted model, not a curated record
GUCUGCCCCGAAAUCUUGUUUAAGGAACGGUUCGUAUAUUUUUUCCUAGCUUACUACAAUCUGAUUCCAGCGUUCAAAUUCUAUAAGGAUUAGACGAUCAUACAAAUGUCCACUACAACGGCGCCAGCCAACAAGUUUAAAGUUCAAACUUUUGGUCGUAAGAAAACUUCGGUCGCUGUAGCAUUAUGUACACCAGGCGUCGGUAUGAUUCGCGUUAACGGAGUUCCUUUAGAAUUAGUUCAACCAGAAACCUUCCGUUUUAAAGUUUUUGAACCAUUGAUGAUUCUUGGAAAAGACAAAUUCAGUAAAAUCAAUAUGCGAAUCCGAGCUCGUGGGGGUGGUAUGACAGCACAAAUUUAUGCUAUUCGCCAAGCUAUUGCGAAAGGAGUUGUUGCUUAUUACCAAAAGACUUCAGACGAAACUACUAGAAGAGAAAUUCGCGAUUCACUUGUAGCUUACGACCGCUCUUUAGUUGUAGCGGAUCCGCGUAGAUGUGAGCCUAAAAAAUUCGGAGGUCGUGGAGCUCGCGCACGCUUCCAAAAAUCUUAUCGUUAAUUUUUGUUAUUGUUGUAAUAUAAAAGUCAUUGUACUGUAAUGUUUAUAUUUAUACGAAGAAAUUUUAUCAAAAAAUUUAGUCUUUUAAAUUUAAAAAAGAAAAAGUAUUACUAAUGUUAA